Molecule: messenger RNA, 2365 nt
Organism: Drosophila subpulchrella
Lineage: Eukaryota; Metazoa; Arthropoda; Insecta; Diptera; Drosophilidae
Product: insulinoma-associated protein 1
Exons: 2
Coding region: 95-2236 (713 amino acids)
Biological process (GO): regulation of transcription by RNA polymerase II
Molecular function (GO): protein binding; DNA-binding transcription factor activity, RNA polymerase II-specific; RNA polymerase II cis-regulatory region sequence-specific DNA binding
Source: RefSeq, a predicted model, not a curated record
GGUGGUCCAUUCGUUCGUCCUUUGGUCCUUGCGUCAAAAAUCUGUUUGUUUGUUUGUUGCUGUUUCUUAUUUUUUGUUACUGUGCACGUGUGCAAUGUUCACGAAUUGGCUGACGGGCAGCAGCACGGCGGCAACUCGUUCCGCCUCCACAUCGGGAAUCGGAGGAGCCGGCAGUGGGGCACCGGGUGGAGUGAGUGCCUCCGCCCUGGUGAUGAGUUCGCCACCGGAUGUCAUCCUCGAGGUGGGCCCAGCGCCCAGCAGUGUGCGUUUCGUGGCCCACUCGCUGGUGCUGGGCAUGCACAGUGGUUACCUGAGAUCCGCCAUCCGUUUGGAUGAGGCAUCAUCGGCGGCUCCCAAUCUCACAUCGAACUCCUCAUCGGCGACCACGGCAACGGGGGAACUACUCUUAUAUCUCAGCAAUGUGACGGCCGAUCAGUUUGCACCGCUGCUAACGUACAUGUACACGGGAUAUCUGGACCUGACCGUCGACAAUAUCUUUGCCGUUCUGCUGGCCACCCAUGUCCUGCACAUGCCAAGGGCUCUGGAAAUCUGCCGCUCCUUUUUGGCGCGAGCUCAAACGGAGGGUUAUUUAAACGGCAAUCCCGCCCAGCUUUGUCCAGUUCCCGGCAUUCAGGCAGCCGCCAAGGUCAUCCGGCCGAUACCCAGCAAGGCCACCAUGCCGAAUUUCGGUUUUAUGCCCAUGCCACAAGCCCAGCAAAGUGCUCCUCCUCCUCCUCCUCCGCCACCUCAACCGGCUCAUCCACAAACAGCUGCCACUCCAGCAUCCCUGAGUUCUUUCGCCGGCUCCAUUUCGCUCAUGGAUAACGAACACCCGACCCGGAUCCAGGACAACGACGAAGAGGAUGAGGAUGUGGAGGUGUUCAUAGACAGCAAUACGGUGACGGAUAACGAGGCUGAUCCCGAGCCGGAUGUGGACAUGGAUUGCAAUGUGUCGGUGGUGAGUUCCCUGGCCGGAAGCAGUGCCGGCAGCCUUAACAUCGAGCGCUUGGAUGUGAAGCCACCAACUCCCCUACCAAUAGUUGCGCCACCCAAAUCCCAAACUCAAAGUAUUCAGCCCAAAAUGCCCAGCGCCAAGAGGGAGACACAAACAAAGGGUGCUGGACAUGGUAGUAGGGGUAAUAAAACCAGAUCAAGGAAAUCCAGUGGUCUGCAGGUGGCCAAGGCACCAGUGCCGGCGGCUCAAUUGGAAAUGGCCAGUGCCGCCACACCCAUAACACCCUCGAAAUUCAUUAUCGAUGUGGCCAGUUGCGAUGGCCCGGUGAGAUUUCGCAGGAUUCUCAAUACAGCCUAUGGGCACAAGCCUGAUGGAAUGGAUUCGGGAUCGUUAAGUGGCGGUGGCGGAGCAAUAGCAGCUGCUGGUGGAUCUUCAUCCACAGCAGUGGAGCAGCAUCGCAGCCAGCAGAGUGUAAGCUACUCCUUUCACCAGCAAAUGGCCAGGGCCAUCAGCAGUCAGCAGCGACAGUUGAGCCACCAGGAGCAGGAGGAGAGCGAGAAUAGUGGCGAUGCCAUUGGCACAUCAGCUGGGGCAAAGCCACAGGCAACAGGAGCAACAGGAGCCGCAGCAGCAGCAGCAGCAUCAUCAUCAUCAUCGACAUCAUCAAGCAAUAGAAAACCACAGGCAGCCGGCACAUCGGCGACUUCAGCCAGUGGUUCUGGUGGCCAACAGGAGCUAUAUGUUUGCGUCUAUUGCAAGCACACAUUCAAAUCACAAUAUUGCUAUCAAAAGCAUGCCAAGCGGCAUUUGAAUCCAUUGAGUUUGACCACGGCGGAUAAGAAAUUGCUGGCCGAACCGGUCAGUCUGUUGGCCAGUAGUGGCAACCAGGAAACGGAUAACCAACCAGGUCAAAAUGGAGCAGCAGCAGCAGCAACAACAGAGCGAAGUGCAACGGCAGCAGGAGCAACAGCUGCCCUGUUGCGACGAGAGGUGCGACCCUUGGACAUGAAUGUGCAAUAUUAUCCCUGCAAAACGUGUGGCAGCAAGUUCCCCAGCUACUAUUUCGUGCACAAGCAUCGGAAAAUGUGCCAUGCGGAUGAAAUCGAAGCCACUGCCACGAGCAACACAAGCAACACUAGCAACACGAGCAACACGAGCAACAACAGCAGCAGCAACACCAGCAGCAGCAGCAGCAACAGCAGUACCAGCAACACGAAACGCGACCCAGCAGCAACAGCAACAACUGCUGAUGAUCAACAGCAACACCAGCAACAAUCCUAAGACAUAUAUCUAUAUCAUAUCAAACAAGGCACUGGCUAAAUUUAAGCAACGAAAUCUACGAAUUUAUAUAUACAACAAACACACACACAACACCAUACACGCUAAAUGUUUUUUUUUUCGCUCUAGAAA